This is a messenger RNA of Triticum dicoccoides, 621 nucleotides long. RefSeq names its product deoxyuridine 5'-triphosphate nucleotidohydrolase-like. The record is from RefSeq and is a predicted model, not a curated record. Lineage: Eukaryota; Viridiplantae; Streptophyta; Magnoliopsida; Poales; Poaceae. Bases 1 to 621 code for a protein of 206 amino acids. Gene Ontology annotation, biological process: dUMP biosynthetic process; dUTP catabolic process. The transcript is spliced from 7 exons. Gene Ontology annotation, molecular function: dUTP diphosphatase activity; magnesium ion binding.
AUGCAGCAACCACCCUCCUCCAUGGAUGAGGACAACCACCAUGGCACGCACGUGGUCGAGUUCUCCGUCGCCUACUCAGGUGCGGUGCUGGACCAAGGACCUCCGCCUCAACAGAUCCUAGCUUGGAUAAACUUGUUUGGCUGUAGCGUGGGAAGUCCGAUCAUUUGCUGCUCAAAAUCCGACAAAUUGGAGGAGGAAUGCGCGAGAAGCAAUUCUAUCAUCAAUGGCAAGCUCAAUGAGAUGAACCAUACAUGCGAGGAACCUCCCAGGCGCAGCAACUCCUCCGUCCAAGUUGACCGCUGGGCGUCGUCCACCCUGUUGGCUACCAGGAUGUACGAGGGGAUGAUCGACAGUCUCGAUGGACCGGACGCCAACAUGCCGAUGAGGCUGAGAGCCACAAACAGAACAAUGAAUUCAAGGUUUUGCAGGAUCCAACGUGUCGCUAAGGCUGGCUGUAUGAUUGACGCGGACUACCGUGGCCCGGUGGGCAGUGUGCUCUUCAACGACUUGGACGUGGACUUCGCCGUGAAGACCGGCGACCGUGUCGCACAGAUGAUCAUCCAGAUGUUCACUAUUGUAUCCAUGAAUGCUGCAAGUGUUAAAGAUGGUUCUGUGACCUGA